UUUUUCGUCAGGCUAUCUUCAGAGGCACCCGAUUUACUCCAAAUGCAUUCUGGUACUGUCCCUUCUCUUGUAUCGGGAGACCCGAAGCUAAAGCAAAACCGGUUAUUGACUGAGAUCCCAAAGUGUUUCCAGCCAUGUCUGUCAGAGAGUCGUUUAACCCAGAGAGCUACGAGCUAGACAAGAGCUUCAGACUCACACGCUUCACUGAGCUCAAAGGAACGGGCUGCAAGGUGCCCCAGGAUGUGCUACAGAAGCUUCUAGAAGCCCUGCAGGAGAACCACUAUCAGGAGGAUGAACAGUUCCUUGGGGCUGUCAUGCCCAGACUUGGCAUUGGUAUGGACACCUGUGUCAUCCCCCUCCGACACGGAGGCCUUUCUCUCGUCCAGACAACAGACUACAUCUACCCCAUAGUGGACGACCCCUAUAUGAUGGGGCGAAUUGCGUGUGCCAACGUUCUAAGUGACCUGUAUGCCAUGGGAGUGACGGAAUGUGACAACAUGCUGAUGCUACUGGGGAUCAGUAACAAACUGUCAGAAAAGGAGCGGGACAAGGUGAUGCCUCUGAUCAUCCAGGGUUUCAAAGACGCGUCAGAGGAAGCAGGCACGUCUGUGACGGGGGGACAGACGGUGCUUAACCCCUGGGUGGUCAUGGGGGGUGUGGCCACCACCGUCUGUCAACCUAAUGAGUUCAUCAUGCCAGAUAACGCAGUGCCAGGAGAUGUGUUGGUGCUCACCAAACCUCUGGGGACUCAGGUGGCUGUGGCUGUACACCAGUGGCUGGACAUCCCUGACAAGUGGAAUAAGAUCAAGCUAGUGGUGACUCAGGAGGAUGUAGAGCUGGCCUAUCAGGAAGCCAUGAUGAACAUGGCCCGGCUCAACAGGACAGCCGCUGGUCUGAUGCACACCUUCAAUGCUCACGCUGCCACUGACAUCACUGGCUUCGGGAUCCUGGGCCACGCCCAGACAUUGGCACGGCAACAGCGUAGCGAGGUGUCGUUCGUCAUCCACAACCUCCCCGUGCUCGCCAAGAUGGCAGCUGUGUCCAAGGCCUGCGGGAAUAUGUUUGGACUCAUGCACGGAACCUGCCCUGAGACAUCAGGGGGUCUGUUGAUCUGUCUUCCCAGGGAGCAGGCAGCUCGUUUCUGCGCUGAGAUCAAAUCUCCUAAAUACGGCGAGGGCCACCAGGCCUGGAUCAUCGGCAUCGUGGAGAAGGGCAACCGCACCGCCCGCAUCAUCGACAAACCACGAAUCAUCGAGGUCGCUCCUCAGCUCUCCACACAGAAUGUCAACCCCACCCCCGGCGCAACCUCAUAAUAACCCCCCCAACCCCCUGCAACGCAGACCAGAACCACAAGCUUGGACAACCUCAUAAUAACCCCCCACCCCCUGCAACGCAGACCAGAACCACAAGCUCGGACAACCUCAUAAUAACCCCCCACCCCCUGCAACGCAGACCAGAACCACAAGCUCGGACAACCUCAUAAUAACCCCCCACCCCCUGCAACGCAGACCAGAACCACAAGCUCGGACAACCUCAUAAUAACCCCCCCACCCCCUGCAACGCAGACCAGAACCACAAGCUCGGACAAGUUUUUUUCUUUUUCGCAUAUUCUUAAACUAGAGCGUGUGUGUAUGUAUGUAUACAUACAUACAUACAUACAUACAUACAUACAUACAUACAUACAUACAUACACAUACACACAAUUAACUGGGUUGCUGUGUAUGCACACCUGCCUCAGACAGAAGCCUUAGGGGCAGGUCAUCACACAACUAAAAAUUCUCUCAAAAGAAUAGAACGAAAGUAAAAAUCCAUUUGCCUUUUGUGUCUGUUGUAAUCUGUUACGUUUAAAUGUAGAGGCAGGCAGCUUCUGGGUUUGAGAAUUGAUGAUGAUGAAGAUUAUCCGAUACUGUUGAUUCAUUUUGAAUCUUUUGGAGACUCUGGGUGUCCGUUGCCUUUUGGGCUCUUUUUAAAGGGUGCUAAGCGUGUGUAAGUGAUGGGUAGCGAGAUAGCGUUUUUGUUUGUCCGUUCACUAUGUGUACAGUUCAAAAGCCUAGUUCAAGUUGAAAGCUAUAAGCGAUGCCUUGAAAGAUUGAAAAAUGCCUUUAAAGAGUGUGAACGUAAGGGUUGCUUUUUUACUUUCACUUUUUGUAUUUUUUCCCCAAAAUAAAUAAAAUAGAUGUUUUAUUUUCUUGCGUUGUUUUACGAGAGCACUAUCAAACUGAUGGAAUCUCAGGUGGACUCCGUCUGUUCACAUUGCUGCCCUGAACUUUAAGUCAGUGAUAUGAUCAUUCAUAACAAGGACAUUAAAUCAUUUUACAGGAAAUGAACACAACGGCCUGGGAUAAUUUGAUAUACUCACCUAUAGAGAUGUGGUCACACAAUAGGAUUUUGAAGAAGUCGGUGCAUUCUGUCUCAACUCUGUUGCAUUGUACGACUACCUUUUCAGGAAGCAGGGGUCAUGAUAUGAGGCAGGUGAAAUUGAAAGCACUCAAGUCUUGGUUGACACUUUUCUCCAUGAAAAUAAUACCAGUGCAUCCAUCUGUAGCAGAGCUUACUCUGAUGUUCCAUAUAAUCUUCCAGUACCUAGAGGUUCCAUCAUUUGUAUACCGGUAGUAUACUUUGUUCACAGUAUCUCAAAUCUACAAUCUGUUUCUAAUCAUCCUGGUUGGGAUCAGUGUAGUCUUAAUACUCUCCAGUCAUCUGAUAUAAGGACUUUUCUAAUAUCGGGUACCAUAAAGGGUUGUAUGGCACUGCUUCCAAACUGAAAUAAAACUGGAUCCUCUUACACUGAA
Salmo salar (Atlantic salmon) is the source of this 2792-nucleotide messenger RNA. Its product is annotated as selenide, water dikinase 1. Gene Ontology annotation, cellular component: cytoplasm. Gene Ontology annotation, molecular function: selenide, water dikinase activity; ATP binding. The record is from RefSeq and is a predicted model, not a curated record. Lineage: Eukaryota; Metazoa; Chordata; Actinopteri; Salmoniformes; Salmonidae. Gene Ontology annotation, biological process: L-selenocysteine biosynthetic process.